AUGAGUUCCUUGAAUUCAACACUUCCUCAAAAUGUUUCAUUUGUUCGACCUCAGUUCUUUUAUAUUGGCGGAUUUUCUAAUAUUCCUCAUGUGAAGUACUAUUACAUUUUCUUGUGUUUUGUUUUCAUUGUAACUGUAUUAGGAAACUCUUUCAUCAUGUUCAUUAUAUACAUGGAGCAAAGCCUUCACACCCCAAAGUAUGUUGCUGUUUUUCAUUUGGCUGUAGUUGAUAUGUGUGGCAGCACAGCUCUUAUUCCUAAAAUGAUUGAGACCUUUCUCUUUGAUUUCCAGUUCAUCACAUAUGAAGCCUGCUUGGCUAAUAUGUUUUUUGUACACUUCCUUUCUUCUUUGCAGUCACUUACCAUUGUCAUACUGGCAUAUGAUAGAUUUGUUGCUAUUUGCUUUCCUCUGAAAUAUCAUAUCAUCAUCACUACUGCAGGAAUAACUAAGAUCUUAGCAGGAAUAUGGAUUCUAGCAGCUGCAGUAAUAUUAUCUCUUGUAGGUUUAACUACCAGGUUAUCAUUCUGCAAAACGAUUGUGAUAGACAGCUAUUUCUGUGAUCAUGGACCUAUGUAUCGUAUGUCCUGCAAUGACAAUUUUCCCAAUUAUGUAAUUGCUCAGAUGGGUAUUACAAUAUUGCUUGCCGCACCUUUGACUCUAAUUCUGUCAUCCUAUGUUUGUAUAAUAUUAGCAUUACUAAAAAUUGCAUCAACAGACGAACGUUUACGAGCAAUGAAAACCUGCACCUCUCAUUUGAUCUUAGUGGCAAUGUUUUACCUUCCGAUAUCUGCCAUCUACAUUGCAGCAAACCUUACCAUUAUUCACCCAAAUAUCAGGAUAAUAAGUACAUCUUUAUCUUCCACCAUUCCACCAAUGAUGAAUCCCAUCAUCUACACAAUCAAAACAGAGGAGGUAAUGAAAGCAGUGAGAAAACUUCAAAAAAGAAACAAGGCAGUUAAACUUAAGGAGGAUCAAUAA
Messenger RNA from Lepisosteus oculatus (spotted gar), 978 nucleotides. The record is from RefSeq and is a predicted model, not a curated record. Lineage: Eukaryota; Metazoa; Chordata; Actinopteri; Semionotiformes; Lepisosteidae.